This is a messenger RNA of Maudiozyma saulgeensis, 3324 nucleotides long. The record is from the annotation of a GenBank genome assembly. NCBI's taxonomy places the organism in Eukaryota, Fungi, Ascomycota, Saccharomycetes, Saccharomycetales, Saccharomycetaceae.
AUGAAUGAUCAAGAGAUUAUUGAUUUGUUACAACGCCAUACAAAAGCUAAUGUCAGCGAGAACUUUUUGAAAGUUGUUCGGAAAUUGAAGGAACAGUAUGGUAAGGAUAAACCAGGUUUUAUCAAGGCUUGUAAUGUACUAGGGAAGUUUGCCAAUGCUAGCGAAGUCCUUGGAAAAGUCUUUGAUGUGAUUGAGGUGCCUACAAGCGAUGGCCAACAUCCUCAAAAGGCGGAUAUUUUACCUUCGAAAUCAAUUGCAUUGCCUGCACAAGGGAAGAAAAGGAAAUUUAUGAUAUCUAUAGCGAAUGAUGACGACGAGGCUGAUGAUGAUGACGAUGAUGGUUUACAUAUACCCUCGAGGAAUUCUAAUCCUUUUAUAAAGCGUAAACCAUUGGAGAAAAGUGAUCCAUCUCAUCAGGUAAUUUUUAAAAAGAUUAAGAAGGUUGAUGCUAACAGGUUGAAAAUGUAUUCUAAGGAUAAACGAAUAGCUGAUAAUGUUGGAGGAAAUAAGAAACAAAUAACCCCUGCAAAAGAACAAAAUGAUACAGUAGCGCCUGUAUCAUUUGGUACCACAACAGAAAUAGCUAAAGAUUGGUAUAAUUUUGAUGAUGAUUAUGGAAACCCUGUAUCGGAGGAAAUAGAGGAACAAAAUGAACUGAAUUCCAAGCUUAGUGCGGUUCAUAAUACAUCAUCAAGAAAGUUUCAUAUUGAAUCAUCCAUUUAUCAAGAUGCCUUGCAUUCUGAGAUUCAAUUGAACAUUUUACCAACAGAACAAAGAAAGAAAUGGUUACCUUCUUUUUUAAUUGAUUACGCUGAGAAAUAUGGAAUAACGAAAGAAGAAAUUAUUGGGUCUAUUGUACAGUCUACAACAAACAACGAUACUAUAAAUCCCUUUAGAAACCCUGAAAGUGAAUUUUCCGUAAAGGCAAGAAAGGGUAGUUCAUUGGUAAAUUUGAAACGUACUCAAAGGGAACAAACACAAAGAGCUAAGGACAAGACUACUGUAGAGGGAACUAAAAUUGGUGAAGCUUUAGGAUUAAAAGAUACAGAGAUUAAAACCGAUGUAGUUACAAACAAUAGAAAUCUUUUAAAAAAUGGAUCGUCCAAUGUCUCAUACAAAGAAGAUAUUAAAGCCACUCGUCAAUCUUUACCCUGUUUUAGAAGUAGAACAGACCUUCUAACUAUGAUUAGAGAAAACCAAGUGUCUAUUAUUGUAGGUGAAACUGGUUCGGGGAAAACUACACAGUUACCUCAAUACCUUUAUGAGGAUGGUUUCACUGCAAACGGAAAGAUGGUUGGGGUUACUCAACCUCGUAGGGUGGCUGCCAUGUCUGUCGCUAAAAGAGUUGCUCAAGAAAUGAAUGUGAAAAUAAAGGAAGAAGUUGGUUAUUCGAUAAGAUUCGAAGAUUAUUCUUCUCCAAAAACAAGAAUUAAAUUUAUGACUGAUGGUAUUUUACUAAGAGAAGUCCUGUUGGACAAUGAUUUAGACAAAUACAGUUGUAUUAUCAUCGAUGAAGCUCAUGAACGUACUUUAAAUACAGAUGUUAUGUUGGGUAUACUAAGAGUCUUACUACAGAGGAGAAAGGAUUUAAAGCUAAUUAUUACAUCUGCAACAAUGAAUGCAGCUAAGUUUUCAAAAUUCUUUGGUAACGCCCCUCAGUUUACUAUCCCUGGUAGAACUUUCCCGGUUGAGAUCAAUUAUUCUAAAUAUCCUGUUUCAGAUUACGUAGAAGAGGCAGUGAAAAAAGCUGUAAAUAUUCACUUAACAACUUCUAUUGAGAGUGGAGAUAUAUUAAUAUUUAUGACUGGUCAAGAAGAUGUGGAGGCAACAACUGAAUCAAUUCAAGAGAAACUUUUGGAAGUUUAUAGAAAAAAAGGUGAAGCAUCUACGUUUGAUGAGAUUAAUAACAUUGAGAUAUUUCCGAUAUAUUCUUCUUUAGCACCAGAAUUGCAAAGCAGAAUUUUUCAUAAACUGGAUAAAUCAAAGAGAAAGAUAGUGGUAGCUACAAAUAUCGCAGAAACAUCGUUAACUAUUGAUGGCAUUAGAUUUGUAAUAGACUGUGGCUAUUCUAAACUUAAAGUUUACAACCCUAGAAUUGGUUUGGACAGUUUAGCAAUUACGCCUAUUUCUUUAGCUAACGCUAAUCAAAGAUCUGGUAGAGCCGGUCGUACUUCUUCUGGGGUUGCCUAUAGACUCUAUACAGAAGAGACAUCUGAAACAGAUAUGUAUGGUUCCACAAUUCCUGAAAUUCAAAGGACAAAUUUAUCCAAUACUGUAUUAUUAUUAAAAUCACUUGGUGUUGAAAAUGUAAUGAAGUUCCCAUUUAUAGAUACUCCCCCAAUGCAAACUUUAUUAAACUCACUGUAUGAAUUAUGGUCCAUAGGUGCUCUAGAUAAUUUUGGGAACUUAACUAAGCUCGGAAUAGAUAUGACUAAGUUACCAUUACAGCCAUCAUUAUCAAAAAUCCUCUUAAAUUCUAUUAAACUUGGAUGCAGUAGCGAGAUCUUAAUAAUAGUUGCAAUGUUAUCGAUACCACAGAUAUUCAAAAGGCCGAAAGAAAGAGAAAAGGAGUCUGAUAAAGCAAGAAGUAGGUUUUUUGUAGCACAAUCUGAUCAUUUGACUUUGUUAAAUGUCUAUCUUCAGUGGAAAAGUAACCAUUUUUCGUCCCAGUGGUGUGCAAAGCAUUUUAUACAGGGGAAAUCACUAGAGAAGGCGGAAGAUAUCAGAAAACAGUUACUAAGGGUUAUGGAAAAACAAAAGUUCUCUUUAACAUCGGCGGGAUCUAACUGGAAUAUUAUUCGAGAAUGUAUAUGUACAGGAUUUAGCCAUCAAGCUGCCAAAUUAUCUGGCCUUAAAAGGUAUGUGCAUUUGAGAACCGGGAUGCAUACACAAUUACACCCUACUAGUGCAUUGUUUGGGAUGGGUGAUCUACCAUCGUAUAUUAUCUAUAACGAACUACUGAUGACAUCUACGGAAUAUCUUGUUUGUGUUACUGCAGUAGAUCCAUUUUGGCUAAUGGAAUCAGGGCUGUUGCUUUAUGAUAUCAAAAAAAAAGAUGAGAUAAAUGAUUAUUCAAUCGGACUUCUUGGAACUAAUAGUAAAUUAAACAAUAAUGAGGUAGAAAUGGAAGACGCACGUAAAGUAGUACGAGAGAAAUUAGAUAGUUGUAUCCUAAGAAGAAAAAUGAUUGUGGAUAAAUUAGAAAGAGAUACACUCACCUCAAGACAAAAAAAAGUCCAACAAACCUCAAAAAUAACAAAUGAGUCUCAGAUUAAAAAACCGAGGGCAGGGUUUUCAGCUUUUAAAAAGAGAAGACCAUUCUAG